Molecule: messenger RNA, 6051 nt
Organism: Anas platyrhynchos (mallard)
Lineage: Eukaryota; Metazoa; Chordata; Aves; Anseriformes; Anatidae
Gene: ZDBF2
Product: zinc finger DBF-type containing 2
Biological process (GO): genomic imprinting
Molecular function (GO): nucleic acid binding; zinc ion binding
Source: RefSeq, a predicted model, not a curated record
CGCUGAGGGGACGGCGCUGAGGGGAAGGCACCGCCCGCCGCCCCGGAGCAGGAAGCGGGGGAUGGCGGCCCCUGACCCCGGCGCGGCACGGAAGAGCUUGCGGGGAAGGGACGGAGAUGGGAUGAGAAGAGAUAAGUGUCCUGCACUGCAAAUGGCCUCCCGUUUGGCAUUUACUGGGUGCUAGCCCAGAAUCAUCUUUGGUGGAGGAAGAAGGUUGAUGACACUAAGAUGUUUGACAGAAUCAAACGAUCUGAUGAAGCUUCUGCUUCUUCAGCACAAGGAAUGGAAAGACAGGGUGUUGAAGGUUCGCUACAACAGGACAGCAAUAGCAGUUUGCAUACAAGAGGGCAAGAACAUCCUCGGCCUGGAGUAUCCACCAUGCAGAAUAGGCAAGGAUACUGCAACUGCUGCCAUGUACACUACAGUAAUCUGGAACAGCAUAUUUUCAGCUCCCAGCACAGACAUUUUACCACUUACCGCAGGAAUCGUAUGGGUACCAGUAGCUUGAUGGAGCGUUUCCUGCAAGAUGUUUUGCAGCAUCAUCCCCACCGAUACCAUGACAGCAGGCCAACCUAUGAUGACAUGCCACUCCAAAUCACUUCAGCAUCUGCUAGGAUUGCUUGCCUGUCUUCAGAAGAGACGGAGAAAAAGAAUAGAGGCACACAGGAGAUUUCCAGCAAAGACCAGGAGUCCAGUGAUGACAUGUGCUCUUCUGCUCCAUGUCCCUCUCAUGAGGGCCCAAAGGAAACUUCUGUAACACAAACACUUACUCAGAAAUUAAAAACUGAGAAGGAAUGUGUUGUAGAAAUAUCCCAGCAGUCUAUUGGCAUUUGUAGCAAUGAGAAACGGGAUGUCCUGAAAGAUGCUCAAACUGCAAAUCGUAGCCAUGAAGACCAGUUUACAGCUGUGAGCCCCAUACCUCACCAUUUGUCUGUCACUCCUUUAAUACCUAGUUCUUCUGUUAAUCCUAAAAUAGAAAAAAAUGCUAAGAAUUUGUCAUCAUCAAAUACGAUUCCACAUAGUGGAUGUGAUGAAACAGGAACAGAGAUAGGCGAUAGGGAUGUGUUAUUGAAACCAUGCUUGAAUCCUGCUCUGGCGCUGGCUCACCCCAAAUACCCUUCAGUUUCACAACAGAAUCCUGUAUAUAGGCACAGGGAUUCUUUACUUAUUACCUCAGGUCAAUCUCUUUUAAAACAAGAUGGUUUACAAACUCAGGAUGAAACUUCGGUGUCUGAUUUCCAUCUCAGGGAUACUGUGGGUAUUAACAGCUCCCUAGAUCUUGGGACUUCCCCACAACUAGCAGGAUGCAAAAAUGUGAAGACAAACGUGGGUGAUGAAAGUUCAGUGGAUGAAACUAUUGAAAAUGUUAUUCUGAAGUACUGCCAUGGAACCACAUAUGAAGAACUUCAUUUCAAAGAGGAGAACAAUCUCUGUUUAACUGUUUCAUCCCUUCUGGAUCGUACUCAUUUAGAGGGCUCUGAAAUGAGUUUUGACUGUGAUGCACCUAUUCAAUCAGGAACAGACUUACCCAAGGCAGCUGUAAAAGACAUAGAGUUGCUAAAAGAGGUCCAAAUAAGUUUGCAAGAUAAAGAUUAUGGAACACAGCUCUCUUCUGUUUUAAAAGGUGAAUCAUUGCAGCAAAUAGAAAAAGUGAAGCGGGAUGUAGUAGCUCAUACUGAAGAACCAGUUCUUCCAGCUCUGCCUCAUGUGCCUCCUUCUUUUGUGGGAAAGACUUGGUCUCAAAUAAUGUAUGAAGAUGAUAUAAAAAUUGAAGAACUUGUGCGUGAUUUCAGGGAAGGUCGUUUUCGCUGCUACUUUGACAGCGAAUCCACAGCCAACUUUACGGGGAGGAGAAUGAAGAGAAAAAAGCAGAAAGACGAGAAAAAGGAUGAUGCUGCUGAGGGUAACAGAGUAGAAAGUACAUCAGUUAAAGCACUGCCAGAAUUUAAUGAUGCUUUAAGUGGUGGCUCUGAUUUUGAUAACCAAUCUGUAGCUUCAGAUAUGCUAUGCAACCAACAAAUUCUUAAAAUGCCUAGGAAAAGGACAUGGCGCCUAGCUUCAAGAUGCCAGGUGGUUAAAGUUAGCCAUGGCACACAAACAAGUCUAUUGGAUUACCCUGUAACAAAAAGAAAAAUGGCUAGAAAGGAGUCUGAUCAAGCUGAUCAGAAAGAAAGCACCAUGUGGUCAGAAGGUGAAAAGACUCCAAACAUGAAAACUAGACUAUGUGCCCUUAAACUUCCCGAGUCCUAUAGCAAGAUUAUGAGCCCUGUGCAACCCAAGACAACAGUGUAUGUACUUUCAUGUCCAGAGAUAAAGCAGUGUAAAGGUAAACCUGUAGACAUUCCUAAAACGAGGAAAAAUCGUAACUCCACAGAUAGCAAGGACUCUAUAAGGUAUAAAUACAAACAGUGUUCUUUGAAGUAUUAUGACCCACUGACAAAUAGAGUUCUGAAAAUGCCUCCCAAGAGUUCUGUUGGAGAAAAGGUCAAAAAGCCCACCCAUGUUAGACAGCUUUUCAGAAGUCUCAGCUUUGAUGCAAACAUGAGGAAACUAGCCGAUGCACAGAGAGAAGGCACACAAUCGAAGUCCUGCAAUUGGUCAGACCUCUAUAGCUCAUCCUCAGCAACUCUUCUGGCAGACCCAGGUAAAGGGAACGAUACAGCAUCAAGUCAAAAAGCAGAUGGAUCUUCCGUGAUUUCUGUAGAAAGAACAGAUUGUCUUGUAUCUGGUCACUCUGAGAACUCUCUGAAACACCUGUCCAUUUCACCUUUGAACUCUCACCCGUCUGUGAUAGAAGGAGACUGUAGAUUAACUCCUUUGAACAGCAGAGUUACCAAAACUCCUCUGACCUCCAUCAGGAGUGAGCGAUUAGAGAGGGAGAAUCCAAAAGCAAUGUGGAAGAGAAAAGAAGGCACUAGUAUAGAACCACUUUUUUCCAAAAAAGCUGCAGGAGCUAUGUCUGUCAGAUGCACUGUUGGGAGGAGGGGAAGCAGAGUAAGCACAGGCAAACAAACUUCCAGAACUAUAAAACAGCAAAAAGAGGGACUGAGAAGGAAACUUUCUCCUUGUGCCCAGAAAUCUUCUGCUUUUUCCAUACACAGGCGCCAGACAGGGAAAACUACAGUGGGAAAGCACCUUAAGAAAGAAAAGCCUGAUGCUAAAAAAAUAAAGCCAGCACCUGGAAAAGAAGGGAACAAAAGGAGGUCAUAGACAAAGCAGCUGAAGUGUUAGAGCUGCAGAAAGUGCAAAGCCAGUCUAAUGUGAAACAGGUACAACUUUAAACUGAGUUCUUGUUCCUGAUAUAUGGGACAUUAUAUAUGGGGCAUAUAUUGCACUGUUCUACUGUGUAAAGCUGCAGAAGUUGUGCAUUUGAGUUAAAAGCACUUAACCCUAUUUGCUAGACUUCACUUGUGCAUCAAAACAAAUGAGCUUGAAUAGUAUCAUAUUGUUUUUAUGGUAUUAUCAGUGCGUCAUAGUGCACUACAAUAGGGUAAAUUAGAAGCUGUACUAUUGUGCCUAUUCUCAUUUUUUUCCACAUAAUUUUAAAGUGCAAAACAUAACUCAUGCUAAAAAUUAAUUUAAGGUAUCUUAAUCUGGGGUGAAUUCUGUGUAUGUAUUUUGUGUUUGUAUAUAUGCACAUCUUGUUCAACACGUAUGGUAUAUACUUGCCUAUGGAGUGGUAUUGAAAUUAAUACAGUAUGAUACAAUUCAGAUCAAUUCAGUGUUUUCUUGAAACAAAAUACAAUUAUACAUGUUUUUAUACCAACUUUUUCUUGAAACCAUGUCCAAAUCAGUUAUUUUGGGCAACAAGUCACUGUGGGCUGUUACCAAGCAAUAAUGGACCAUGCUGGUAAGGAAAUAUGUCUCCCUUGAGUACUGUUCCAAUGGUGGUGGCUAUACUGAAACCUCAAAUUCCAAAAGAAAAUACAGUUGUAGGGUUACUUUAUUCUGCUUUUUGUUUUAAAUAGCUUACUACUAAAGUUUAUAGGUUAAAUUUACAUUCCUUAGUGAGGGGAUGGAAAAGUUAGAGACAAGUAGCAGUGAGUUGUUCUAACCUUAAAUUUGACAUCCAGUGGUUGUUUUUUUUGAUUUUAAUUGGGCAUACUGUUGGUUUAGUUUUUGUGUGCUGUAGUUGAAACUACUUUUAAAUAUUCAGUAAAACCUAAAGCGACAUCCAUCUAAAUAUAUUAAAAAUAAAAUAUCUGUUUCAUAACAGAUAUUUAAAUAAGCUGAAUUUAACAAAUAAAUAAAUUGUAUUCAAUUAGUGAUUUUUGUUAGGCCAUUGAUCUAUGAUUUUGUCUACGGCAAAAAAAAAAAGUAGUGUUCUGUGGCUUCGGGUUAUAUUUGUUUCUGGCUUUUGUUUUGUUUUCUUUGGGAAGGCUUUUUUUUUAUUUUUUUGCUUUUGUUUUAGUUGUUAUGAUGACAGCUUAUUUAAUUAAUGUGUGUUUAGGAGAAAAACCCUAGUUUUUAAGAUGUUUCUAUACUUUAAAAUCAAAAUUAAUUGUUCACUUGUAUUAAAUUAAGCAGAGAGUUAAACUUCGUCACAGUCAGGGCUCUGGUUUGCAAAUCUGCAAUUUGGUAUAUUAUAUAAUCUGUUGUACAAGUAUACAAAUUGACAAAUAACUUUACAAUAAAUCUUAUAUGCUAAAAGAAAGCAUAUAUAAAAGACCAAGACCCUGCUCUCUCUGCCAUUACACACUAUGUGUGUGCUUUGUGUGUGCUUUCUCCCUCCCCUCCCCCCCCCCCAAAAAAAAAAAAAUCAAAACACAUUCUUGAUUCGCUUUCUGAAGUGCCAAGGGUCACUAGUUUGUAUUGAGAUAAAGCUGUGCUAUGAAAUGUUGCAUUUUGAAAUACAGCAUCUGAAUGAAAUGUAAAAGCUGUCAUCAUAAGCCACUCAUUGUUUAAAAAAAAAAUACAUAAAAAAAAAAAGAAAAAAAUCCAACUAUAUAAAUGUGCAUAUUUCCCAGGACAAGUCAACGAUGUGCAUGUACUUAAACCAGCUGGAAACUAAAUUGGAAGUCAAAUAUCAUCUGACGCUUCUUUUUUUUUUUUCUUUUAGUUUUGAAAUAAAGUCUGUUUCUAUGGAUGAGUUUUCCUAUGGUUGUCAGUUGACAAGAAUCUUAUGACUGGAUUACAAGUCACUGGAAAAAAAAAAAAAGGGGUUAUGAGUUCUUAUAGCUCUAAACUAAUUGUGCCUGUAUAAUUUAAUAUUUUGUCUAAUAUAAAACUGAUUUUUUAAAGCAAAAUUUUAAUGGAAUGGUUUUUAUAGAAAGCCUAAUUUUUAGAUUAAAGGUUUAAAGCAAAAAAAAAAAAAAAAGAUUUUUAAGAUAAAGUUUGUUUUAAAGCAAAGCUUUAAAUUAACUCUUAAGUCCCAUUCUGACAUAUUUUUAUGAUACAAGAAUGUUUGCCUAUCUAAUUUCUUCAAUCUAAUUUUUCACAAUAUUGUAAAUAUGAAAAGUAUAGAUUGUUCUGUUUGAGUAAGGUUUAAUGCACAUUCUACUUUGAUUGCUAGUGUGUAUUUGUUUACACUCAAAAAUACUGUUUUCCAUACUCAUUUAUUGCAAACUUGUUUCUCCAGCACAGAAAUUUCCUUGAAACAUUGAGAGUAAUAAAGUAUAUUGUGGACUAUACAAUGACUAACUUUUUUAGCAUCUUUUUUUGGGCGGCGGGGUACAUAAUAGACCCCUUUAUCUAGGUGUUGAGCUGUUUAUUUUUUUUUUUAACAGAAAAAUGUUAUUUAAUUAAAAGUGUAAGUAGCUAUGUAUUUACCUUUAAAAAAAAAUAAAUAAAGAUGAACUCUAACAACGUUUAUUAUAGAAGACUUGAGGUCCAAGUCUGGAAACAAUUCUGUGGUUGACAAUGUAAAAGUGAGAUUUAAUGUAUGCUCAGAUUUUAUUCUAUGCAUCUCUUAUGACUGUUUGAACACCUCUUCUGUGCAUGCUCAGUGACUACUAGGAAAGAGGGGAGAUUGUGGUAUGAGAGAAGCAAAUGCAGAAUCUGCCUUGGAAGAGGAGUUAAUGAAAAUAUGUGUAAAAAAAAAAAAAAAAAAGG